This is a messenger RNA of Magallana angulata, 4439 nucleotides long. RefSeq lists its product as uncharacterized. Lineage: Eukaryota; Metazoa; Mollusca; Bivalvia; Ostreida; Ostreidae. The record is from RefSeq and is a predicted model, not a curated record. The coding region runs from base 1089 to 2180 and encodes 363 amino acids. The transcript has 6 exons.
AAUAUUACUCUUUUAGAAAAAGAGUAGCUAAAUGUCAAAAUUUACGGUUCCACUACUGGGAAUUCUAAAAAUAAAAUAUCGAACAAAUAAAGGUUGUUCUAAAACUUCUUUGAAAUAAUAUAAAAAAGAACAUGAACUAUCACUCAACUUGCAAUUACUGUUAUAUAUAUAUAUAAAUAUGAAACACUUGGCAGAAUUUACUUCAAGGUUUAGCUUAUAUCAUCCUUUGUAUGAAAAAAAGUGCUAACCCUAGCCCCUUUUUUUAAAAUCCUGUAUAAAUCUAGAUUUUAAUAUGCGUAGCGCAGAGUUUUAAGGAGAAAGGAAAAAUCAGCCUGUGAGAAAAAUAAGUUAAAUUGAUUUAAUGAGCACAAGUCGCAAUGACCUAUUUUCAAAAGCUUAGGAUUUUACCUAACAAUCGUUUUAUUAUUCAAAAUAGCAGGUGUAAAAAUUAACCAGUCCUGCGUUCCCACGCCAACAGUUUUGGUUUCAGUUCUGUUGUUUUCAUUUAAAUCAGCUCAAAACGAAAGUUGAGCAAUAACUAGUUUUUAGAAGUAAAUGACAUUGAUUUUUAAAAAAUCACUUUUUUUUCCAUUUUUUUUUCCAAUUUCUUUUCCGAAAUCAAAAACGUCGAAAAAUGGUAAGGCCACAAAAAUUCAAGUUCUUUUUCGGACAUUUAUUGAAAAACGGGUGAUUAUCAGUAUUAAUUUGUAGGCGAAAUUUUCAGUUCAGACCGUGGACAAUAAGUUUAGGCCGACGCUUUUGAUUUUCUCUUUAUUGGAUGUAAAGUAAUAAUAUUUUGAAUAAAGAUAACCGAGCAAAAAAUAAAACAAAAUUAAAUUUGUAUAGUUUUCUUUAAAUACCUCCUAAGCGUCGUAAAUGGGUGGAACGUGCGGGUCCGACGAGCAGGAAAUUAAAUUGGUGUGGCCUAAGAAUUAAAAAAAAAUCGUCCUUAUUUAGUUAGUUGCGUGAUGCACUUAUCAUCAUAAAGGACGGGGAUUUCAUUUUGUAGUGUUGUGUGUACUUUGCUUCAUAAGGUAACUUUACUUAUAAAUCUAAGUAUAUAAGAUUUUGCAGCAUAUCUUUGCAAGAUGCAGGUUUUUCAAGUAUUUCAAGGCUUUUUAUUACUCAAUGUUGCAUUGAUAACCGUACCAUCCACGGCCGGUUUCAAAUGCUCAAAAUGUGCAGACAUUAGAAGUGUUCAAAUAAACAAUACAAACUCGGGUCUCGUUUUCACUGUUGGAUCCUUGAAGUUGCCACCAAGAUCCUCUCUAUGCGAGACAUCAACUAACGGAGAAGACGUAACGGGAGUGUCCAUUGUCGAUUGUCCCCAAAAAUCAUUAGAAGGUUCCCGUGAUAACAGAUGUGUUCAUUACAAUGGGGCGCUCGAUAUUUCAGUAAAGGUGAAUCAAGGAGAAGUCAACGUUCGCUACGAGGGAACAUUCAGGGAUUGCCUUCUCGAAUAUAUCAGUGCAAGUAGCUCCUGUGCGAAUCAAAUGUAUACUCUUCCAGAAGAUAGCAAACUACGUGCUGAAGCUUUAUCAACCUCACCACACGAUUUGACUCCAUAUUCCGUUACCGUUGAUUUCAGUGGUGAAAAAUGUGUCUCAGAUGCCAACGGUAAUUUCCCUUCCGAAGGUCUUAAAUGUGCACAAUGCGCAGAUAUAAGAAAUGCACAAAUUUUGAAAAAUACAGUCCCGGAUUUCACGUUGGAUAUUGGAUCCUUAAUUUUGCCAUCAAACCGACAAUGCGAGUCUACCCAGGGUGUCUCAGUUGUUAAAUGCCCGCAAAAUUCCCCAAGUGGAUCCCUUGUUAAUAGAUGUGUUCAUUACAGUGGAACGCUCGACCUGACAAUUAAAGUCGGCACAUCAGGAGAGGUCAAAGUCCGCUAUGAAGGAACAUAUCGAGAUUGUGUUCUGGAAAAUAUAUUUGCUAGUGGCUCCUGUGCGGACCAGGUCACUGUUCUUCCAUACGAUAGCAAACUACGUGCUGCAGCGAUAUCAACUUCACCGUAUGAUUUGAGUACAUAUUCCGUCACCGUCGAAUUCAACGGGAGAAAAUGUGUCUCGGAUAACCAAGGAAUUUUCCUAGCUGUAAAUAAAUCCCCUUUGAUCGUCGCAAUGACCGGUUGUAAUAUGUUUGUCAUUGUUGCUUCGUACAUCAUCAGUAAAGUGUAUUCGUAAUAUUCUGCUUUCAUUGAAUAGUUAAAAUGCUCUUUUAAUUUAUUAUACGAAAACGAUAUUUUUUUUACGAAGUUUUUACCUAAGUAUGAUACGAAAUAUAUUAAUUUCUUUGAGAAUUUGUACAUCACAUACCUGUGGUCGAUUUUGAAAAUUUGAUAGAUAAAUUUUUAAAAUUGCUAAAUUUUCUCUUGUGUGGUAAGAUGUGAUUUUUUCCCUAAUAAUUCAUAGGAAGAAGUGAAGAAAUAAGAAGAUAGUUUGUCUUGUCCUCAAGAAAAAUAAUGCUUAGUUAUGCAAAAUAUAUAAUUCAUGCGUGAAUGAAAUAUUCCUUCAAACACGUUUUUCUCGUAUCUUAUGUCUUCCAAAGUCUUUCUUCUUUUUUACGUAUUCGUGAGGGUUUAGAAAAUAACUUGUGAAAAAAAACACUAAAAUCAGUUUUUCUCUUUUAUUAAAUGGUCAAUUUAUUAGUUUAUCUGUAAAUUUAUAUCUUUAUAUAAAGUCUUCAUUAUACAUAAAAAUCAGAAAUAUUUUUGUUAUUAGAAGCAUAAAAAAUAAUCAAAAUUUCUUCAAAAUAUAAGAAAAUGAGGAAAUACGGGCUAAUUAAUAUCAAUUUUAGUAUAAAUAUUUAUUUCAAUUAAGUACUUUAAGCUGAUAGACAUUCUGAUAUUCUAUCAUUUCAUUGAAGAAUAGAAUCUUCAAAUCUUAAACAAAUGUCUACAGAACUAUAAAGAGAUACACUUAUUUUUAUCAUCCUUUACGUUGAGAAAAAAGGUAGUGACCUUGACCUGACCUUUAUGCAAAAGCAAAACAGUCAAAUUUGACUAACCUGAUAGAAUCAUUUGGUAAUAUGAUCCGUUUGACUGUGUCAAAAUUUCAUAAAUUUCUUGUUACAAGAAGUAUGUUUGAUAACGAGAAAAUUCCUUAUCAAUAUAAUGUAUUAAAAUAAUAGUAGGUACGUUUCUCGUGUAAAAGAGUAGAGAGUAAUUGUAUAUUCAUUGUGCCUGUUUUUGAUUUUGUUAUAUUGCACGCUUUGAUGGCACCUGAUCCUACCUCUAUCUUUUUAGAUGUCGGUGUUGCUCUGCUUUGAAUUGUAUUUAGCUUUAUGGAUUUUGGAGAUGGUUAACAGUGUUUUAUUGUCAUUUUUCAUUAAUAUCUUUUCUAAAAUUUAAUGUUGUUUACAAUACAUUUUCACCUUCAACUGAUUUAUGAAUCGUGCUUUGUAUGCCUAAUAAAAUGAGUUUAAAAUUGGUAUGAUCUUAAAUUCAAUGAGAUUUUUUAAAUAUUCGUUUGAAACUUAACCUGGCGAUUUAAAUGAUUUGACGAAUUCAUUAAUUAUGCCUUAAAUUAAAAAAUAUAUAUAAUACAGUAACCUAUACUUCACGCUGUUGACAUUUCGUGCUGCAAUUAGAAAGGUAUUUAAAGGUUUCAUUGAAAGGAAGUAAAUUGUAUUUUGAAUCAAACUGUGAAAAUAACAAGAAACUUAGAGACAUGCGGAAAUUAAAAAAAAGAUAGUUUUUUUAGAAAUAUUUAAGCAGGAGUUACUUCCCGUACGCGACCAAGUUGUAGAAGAUAAUACUUAGAUUUAUUCAAUAUUCAACCGAUUUUUUUUUCGAAAAAACUAGAUGGCUUGACUUUCAGACCUGCUUUUUUGAUUGACAAACACUAGUCAAAAGCGUCUUUUUUUAUUUAGAAUUGUUUUAUUGUUUGAAUUUCUGAUAAAUUUGUUAAAGCAAUAUGAACUGCAAUUUUUAUGUUGAUUUUUUUUUUCUACGAGAAUGUUGUUUUCUACUAAAAUGACAAAAAUACCAUGGUUUUUAAAUUUCUGUUAGCUUUACUUUUGUGGGAAAAGCCGUUAAAAGCCUUAACUGAAGCAAAAUUGAAUUAUUGUCAUCCUGUACAUAAAUUGAUCUGCUAUAUGUUCUUUAAUGAUUUUUUAAGCUUAUUUCUCAUCAAAGUUUAAGUUACAUGCAGAUUUAUCAUACUAGCAGGUUUUUGCAGCAAACUUAAAUUCCAAAAAAUACAGCUCAUAUUGCUUAAAAGAUUUGUCCAAAGAAGGCAACUCUUUGUAUCAUUUAAACAACAAUGUUAAUUUCUUCUUAAUCUUAAUUAUGAACUCUUUUCAAACCUCUGCACCAGUUUUAUCAAAUUCAUGUAUCCUUGGUGUUUAUUAACAUCAACUGUAAUGAUGAUUUGUCUAGUUGCCAUAUGUUUUACCUUCUCUGUGUUUUAUGUCAAAGACUUAUCAAAAUUAGUAUCUUUUUU